Messenger RNA from Prunus avium (sweet cherry), 2034 nucleotides. It is a transcript of the gene ALDH11A3, whose product is annotated as aldehyde dehydrogenase 11A3. The record is from RefSeq and is a predicted model, not a curated record. Lineage: Eukaryota; Viridiplantae; Streptophyta; Magnoliopsida; Rosales; Rosaceae. Gene Ontology annotation, molecular function: lactaldehyde dehydrogenase (NAD+) activity.
CUGUCCCAUUUCACUGGACAAAGCGUGGCUCACCUUCCCCUUAUAUAAACACCCUCACAAAUCCCACCAAACCACAACCCCAAAACCAAACUACUUAUCACCCACACACUCCCUCACUCCCUCAUCUUCCACUGCUCCACAUACGCCUCUCUUUUGCUGCCUUGCACAGUCCAAAAAGAGGCUGUCAUACGCUCAAGUUGAGCAAUUCUUGAGUUGGUUCUUUGUCGUUUGAGCUCUAACCUUUGUCAGCCAUGGCUGGUACUGGAUUGUUUUCAGAGAUAUUGGAUGGAGAGGCUUACAAGUACUACGCUGAUGGAGAGUGGAAGAAAUCAUCUUCUGGUAAACUCGUUCCCAUCAUCAACCCAACUACAAGAAAGGUUCACUACAAGGUUCAAGCUUGUACACAAGAAGAGGUCAACAAGGUUAUGGAAACUGCGAAAAUUGCACAGAAGUCGUGGGCAAAGACUCCACUCUGGAAGCGAGCUGAGCUUCUUCAUAAAGCUGCUUCUAUCCUGAAAGAGCACAAAGCUCCAAUUGCGGAAUCCCUUGUUAAAGAAAUUGCUAAACCUGCUAAAGAUGCAGUUACAGAGGUUGUGAGGUCUGGGGAUUUGGUGUCUUACUGUGCUGAAGAAGGGGUUAGGAUUCUGGGAGAAGGGAAGUUCUUGGUGUCUGAUAGUUUUCCUGGAAAUGACAGAACAAAGUACUGCCUCACUUCCAAGAUUCCACUUGGUGUGGUUUUAGCCAUUCCACCAUUUAACUAUCCUGUCAACCUUGCUGUCUCAAAAAUUGCUCCUGCACUCAUUGCUGGAAACUCCCUUGUGCUGAAGCCUCCAACUCAGGGUGCUGUUUCUUGCCUCCAUAUGGUUCAUUGCUUUCACUUGGCUGGUUUUCCCAAAGGCCUUAUUAGUUGUGUCACUGGGAAAGGAUCUGAGAUCGGCGACUUCCUUACCAUGCAUCCUGGAGUGAAUUGUAUAAGCUUCACUGGUGGUGAUACUGGUAUUGCAAUUUCAAAAAAGGCAGGCAUGAUCCCUCUUCAGAUGGAGUUGGGGGGUAAAGAUGCCUGCAUUGUGCUUGAAGAUGCCGACCUAGAUUUGGUGGCAGCAAACAUUAUAAAGGGAGGCUUUUCUUACAGUGGUCAAAGGUGUACCGCUGUUAAGGUUGUCUUGGUGAUGGAAUCUGUUGCUGAUGCCCUUGUCGAGAAAGUGAACAAAAGGGUGGCAAAACUAACUGUUGGACCACCAGAGGAGAACUCUGAUAUCACUCCAGUUGUUUCAGAAUCAUCAGCGAAUUUUAUCGAAGGGUUAGUUGUGGAUGCAAAACAGAAAGGAGCAACAUUUUGCCAGGAGUACAAGAGAGAUGGCAACCUUAUCUGGCCUUUGUUAUUAGAUAACGUCAGGCCUGAUAUGAGAAUUGCAUGGGAAGAGCCAUUUGGUCCAGUUUUGCCAGUUAUUAGGAUUACUUCUGUAGAAGAAGGAAUCCACCAUUGCAAUGCCAGCAAUUUUGGACUCCAGGGCUGUGUGUUCACAAAGGACAUCAACAAGGCCAUUUUGAUUGGUGAUGCAAUGGAGACGGGAACGGUUCAAAUAAACUCUGCACCUGCUCGUGGACCGGAUCAUUUUCCGUUUCAGGGUAUAAAGGACAGUGGAAUUGGGUCACAAGGAAUCACCAACAGCAUCAACAUGAUGACCAAGAUCAAGACGACUGUGAUCAACUUGCCAACACCUUCUUACAGCAUGGGUUAGUGUUGAUAAAGAAUUGAUAGUCGCAACAGCUACUAAAUAUGGGAGCAGAUUAGUAAAAUGUUGAGUGGAAUAUUAGGCUGCAGACUAUAAGAAAUGUGACUAGUUCAGCAAAUGAAGUUGAGAAAGGAGAAUAAUGGGGCUGCAUCUGCAUCAUGUGUUACCAGAUGUUUAUUUAGCACUUGCAAGAACUUAGGCUUCUCUUGUGUACCAAUUAGCUUAUGUUAUUAGCCCAUGAAUUUGGAAGCUUUGUUAAUAAGAUCUGAGGGACUUGCACUACUUUGUAGUUUGAUAA